CCGCCGCUGUCAGUGUUGGUGCGGGCGCGUCGGGGGCCGGGCCGGGGCGCAGUAAAUGGCGGCGAAGGGAGGCGGAGCGCCGGCUCUCUUCAGCCUAGAGCCCCCGAAACUUUAGACUCAAAAUCCCACAACUUUCCGGGAAGUACUGCCGCUCCAGGGGCUUGGACGGAAGGGGAAACCGAGGCGGGAAGUCGGGGAGAAGCGGUAGGGAGCCCGGGAGACUCGAACCUGUGGCGGGGGCGGUAGCAGAGUCAGCCUGUGCCUCGCGCCGCCUUGGCCACCGCCUCCUUCCCCGCGCCCACCUCGCGGUUGCAGAGCCGGAGCCGUGCGCUUCGCUGAGCCUGGGACUGCGCGGGCCCUCGCAGGCAGCGGCGCGCUCCGUACAGUCGGGCCCCUUCCUCCCGACCUCCGGGGCCCUGUUGCUGGGGCGCACCAGGCGCGCGUGAGGCCAGGGCUGGGGUGCCCGGCAGCUUUGGGGGGCGAGGGGGAGGCCGGGCCGCGAGGCCGCGCGCAGCUCCCGCCGCCCCGUGGUCUAGGGAUCGGGCCCCGGGUGUUGCAUGCGGGGCGGGGCGGCCGUGAGCCGGAGAAGAAGAUGGAAGGCUUAACGCUGAGCGACGCAGAGCAGAAAUACUACUCGGACCUUUUCUCCUACUGCGACAUCGAGAGCACCAAGAAGGUGGCCGCCAACGGACGCGUGCUGGAGCUGUUCCGGGCCGCGCAGCUGCCCAACGACGUGGUCCUUCAGAUUAUGGAGCUUUGUGGUGCAACAAGACUUGGUUAUUUUGGAAGAAGUCAGUUUUAUAUUGCUUUGAAACUUGUAGCUGUUGCCCAGUCUGGUUUCCCGUUAAGAGUGGAAAGUAUAAAUACAGUGAAGGACCUUCCUCUGCCAAGAUUUGUAGCUUCAAAGAAUGAACAAGAAUUUCGCCAUGCAGCCUCAUACUCUUCAGAUUCUGAAAAUCAGGGAUCAUAUUCUGGUGUAAUUCCUCCACCACCUGGCAGGGGACAGGUGAAAAAGGGAUCUGUAAGCCAUGAUGCUGUCCAGCCUCGCACAUCUGCAGAGCAACAGGAACCUACAUCCCCAGUAGUUUCACCACAGCAGUCUCCGCCAGCUUCUCCACACACAUGGAGGAAGCACAACCGUCAUCCCAGUGGGGGAAAUAGUGAGAGGCCUCUUGGAGGACCUGGACCGUUUUGGUCACCAUUUGGUGAAGCACAAUCAGGUUCUUCUGCUGGUGAUGCAGUGUGGACAGGUCAUUCCCCACCUCCACCUCAAGAAAACUGGGUCAGUUUUGCAGAUACACCACCAGCCAGUACUCUUUUAGCCAUGCAUCCUGCUUCUGUCCAGGACCAGACAACAGUACGAACUGUAGCAUCAGCUACAACUGCCAAUGAAAUUCGUAGGCAAUCCAGUAGUUAUGAUGAUCCCUGGAAAAUAACAGAUGAACAAAGACAGUAUUAUGUAAAUCAGUUUAAAACCAUUCAGCCUGAUCUAAAUGGAUUUAUUCCAGGAUCCGCAGCUAAAGAGUUUUUUACAAAAUCAAAACUUCCUAUUCUUGAACUUUCUCAUAUAUGGGAACUCUCAGACUUUGAUAAAGAUGGUGCGUUGACCCUGGAUGAGUUUUGUGCUGCUUUUCAUCUGGUAGUUGCUAGGAAGAAUGGCUAUGACUUACCUGAAAAACUACCUGAAAGCUUAAUGCCCAAACUAAUUGAUUUGGAAGAUUCAGCAGAUGUUGGGGAUCAGCCAGGUGAGGUAGGUUAUUCAGGCUCCCCUGCGGAAGCGCCUCCCAGCAAGUCACCUUCAAUGCCAUCCCUGAACCAGACGUGGCCAGAGCUGAACCAGAGCAGUGAGGAUACUGCUAUUGUUCAUCCAGUUCCUAUUCGAAUGACUCCAAGCAAAAUCCACAUGCAGGAAAUGGAACUUAAAAGAACUGUCAGUGAUCAUAAUAACCCCACUAGCCCGUUACUUGUGAAACCACCUGACCUUUCAGAAGAAAAUAAAAUAAAUUCAUCAGUGAAAUUUGCUUCUGGAAAUACUGUAGCAGAUGGUUACAGUAGUUCAGACUCCUUUACUUCUGACCCGGAACAGAUUGGGAACAAUGUAACUCGUCAAAGGUCUCAUUCAGGAACGUCGCCUGACAACACUGCACCGCCACCUCCGCCUCCAAGGCCACAACCCUCUCAUUCUAGAUCCUCAUCUUUAGAUAUGAAUCGGACCUUUACAGUCACCACAGGACAGCAACAGGCUGGAGUUGUUGCCCAUCCCCCUGCAGUGCCUCCAAGACCACAGCCCUCACAGGCUCCUGGUCCCAUUGUGCAUCGCCCAGUGGAUGCCGAUGGCCUAAUAACACACACUAGUACCUCACCUCAGCAGAUACCAGAGCAACCAAAUUUUGCAGAUUUCAGCCAAUUUGAAGUAUUUGCUGCAUCAAGUGUAAAUGAAGAACAAGAUGAUGAAGCUGAAAAGCAUCCAGAGGUCUUGCCGGUUGAAAAAUGUUCUGAUCCUGCAAGUUCUCUUCGAGGUGCCAAAACAGAGAAUAAAAUUGAAGAAAAGACAGCUGCUAGUGCUCCUGCCAAUGUGAGCAAAGGCACAACACCUCUUGCUCCACCACCUAAACCUGUUCGAAGAAGAUUAAAAUCUGAGGAUGAAUUAAGGCCAGAAGUGGAUGAACAUACACAAAAGACGGGGGUUUUAGCUGCUGUUCUUGCCUCACAACCUUCUAUUCCUAGAUCUGUUGGGAAAGAUAAGAAAGCUAUUCAGGCAUCAAUUAGACGAAAUAAGGAAACAAACACAGUUUUGGCCAGAUUGAAUAGUGAAUUGCAGCAACAGUUAAAGGAUGUUCUUGAGGAGAGAAUUUCCCUGGAAGUUCAACUGGAACAACUUCGACCAUUCUCUCACCUAUAAGCCAACUGCCGUUAACUGUGAACAUACCCAUUUUUAAGCGGUUCUGGGUUCAAAGCGAAUUUGGAAGCCCAAACUUUCAGCUCACUGCUUAAUUCAACAUUAAAUUUAUGCUGUUUUGCCCUAUAUGUUCACCAUUGUAUUUAAGUGUCUUUUAUUUUUUAACUUCAACAAUAAAAGGGUCAGGAUGACUUUUUCUGGAGGGUAGAUUGUGUUUGUUGGCGCACCCGCCCUUGCUGUGCUGUAGCAUUAGGAAUACAUUGGUCCACUGUCCUCACAGGGCCUCCCACUCUGAUUUGAUUUACAGAACGGGGUCCUCAUUUACAUAUCAGUGCACACUCAAAAAAUCUUUGUGAAAGGAAAACAAAAUUGAAUAAACUAUUCAUUUGUCCUCCUUUAAUAUUUUACAUAAAGCAUCUAUAUCUCUUCUAUAAAAACCUAUAAAAAGAGUUUACUGUUUAACUUUUGAAUUGAAAGAACUAUCCUGGGUAAGGCAUUCUACCACAAAAACCAA
Orycteropus afer afer is the source of this 3413-nucleotide messenger RNA. NCBI's taxonomy places the organism in Eukaryota, Metazoa, Chordata, Mammalia, Tubulidentata, Orycteropodidae. The record is from RefSeq and is a predicted model, not a curated record.